This is a messenger RNA of Protopolystoma xenopodis, 1125 nucleotides long. The record is from the annotation of a GenBank genome assembly. Lineage: Eukaryota; Metazoa; Platyhelminthes; Monogenea; Polystomatidea; Polystomatidae.
GAAACAGUUGUCAUUGAAGCAAAAGCGCUCGACAUUGGCUGGUCAAGAACACACAGUAAUACCGGUGGCGACAAGGUAGAGAGCAUUUUCUACGAAUUCUUCCAGCAAGGGGGGCUAAAUUGCGAAAAGGCGAUAAAGCCAGAGCAGGCCGGGACCACUGGAAUCCGGUUUUCCUAUUCGGAUCCAAGUGGGCGACGGCCGGACUCCUCUCGAUCGGCGGUGUCACCUCGCCAGACGCCUCGGCCUGAGCCCGCCGAGGAGGGUGUGUGUGUGUGCCGGAUCCGAACGUGUUCAGGUGGACCGAGUCCUCGUGUCGGCGGCCUGAGGAGGCCGGCGAGUAUGGCAGAUGGGGCGGAUGGGGCGGCAGGUGUGAAUGAAGAUGGGGCGGAAAAUGGGAGUCCGGCGUGUCGUCGUGUUGCCGCCACUCGGACGAAGGCGCCUGGCCAGGGCCGUCUCUGCGGUUGUGUGUUCCUGGGGCCCGUCGGUCAUCCUCCAUCAGUCGGUGUCCGCAGACUGCGCUACGCUCUGGCCGCAGGCAACGGGGCGCCGACGCGGACAUGCAGGCCGGCCGGCCAGGAUCCAAUGUGGGGCCGACCGGAGGCAAGAGGACAUGUUACCGCCCGACUCCUCGCCACUUGCCAAUUGCCACUUGCCGCUCGGCUCAACCCGGCCCGGCCCGACCCGGCUUGGCCCAGUUCGGCACGGACGUGGCCCGAUUGCGGCGAGACGGUGGACAGCAGCGAUGAACAGACGACCGUUUGUCGGGCAUGCUCACCGUCGGCCAGUCGUCACGGCGACGGCGGCGAUGGCAGUCAGCCUCUGUUGGUACCGGAUCGGAGAGGGCCGGGCCGCAAAGUGUACGUCCCGAGGGCAGGGGGCGGGCCUGAAAUGGGAAUAAACGCAAGACAGGACGUGUCACUUGUCGAGUCAAGAUGGCGGCAGACGCUGCAGAGCCUAGCAACAAAUGGCGCCAUGGGGCGGCAACUUGGCCAAUUUGAUACCGAGCCGUGGAGGCGGGGGGUGGGGGAGGGGGGGACAGGCCAGAGGGUGUGCCGGCUCAUGGCGGGGACGGCACCGGUGAUGGGCCGAACCCGCCGAAGGGAAGGCUGUCGCGUGCUGGCCUAA